Messenger RNA from Salvelinus namaycush (lake trout), 467 nucleotides. RefSeq names its product spexin prohormone 1-like. Lineage: Eukaryota; Metazoa; Chordata; Actinopteri; Salmoniformes; Salmonidae. The record is from RefSeq and is a predicted model, not a curated record. The transcript has 4 exons. Gene Ontology annotation, molecular function: neuropeptide hormone activity. Bases 105 to 467 code for a protein of 120 amino acids.
UGGAGAUGCGCAUGGCGUACACAAAUUACGUUCUUGUCAUUUAUUUUGAACGCAUAUUUGUUUAACAUUGUCCGCUUGUUCAUACAGCAUAACUCUACUUUUACAUGUUUCAGGGUGUGAGGACUAUUACAGCUUAUGCACUUGCUCUUUUACUUCUGGCAACGCUCGUCUCCCAUUCGUGGAGUGCACCGAAGGGCAGUUUCCAGAGGAGAAAUUGGUCGCCUCAGGCAAUGCUGUACCUCAAGGGCACCCAGGGACGGCGGUUUAUCAGCGAGGACCGAAAAGAAGGAGACGUAUAUGACACAUUACAUUUAGAGACUCGCAGUCAAAACACAGAGAAACUCCGUGUGAACCAGGCAGCCACAGUCCUGCUCAACUUCCUGCAGCAAGCCAAGGAGGACAGAGAAGAAAAUCUUGAACAACUGUACUUUCAAGACUUGCCGGCAUGGAAAAGAGAGUACUUCUGA